UUGGGGGGGGGGGAAAUUGGGUUCGGCGCUCGGAAGGGGUGUCAAUUGACGUACGUCAAGCCGGCGGCUUUCCACGCAGCAGUCAUUUUGGCGGAUUGGAGAGGUUGCGUUUGGGGUUGAGGAAGGGAGUGGUGGUGUUGCCGAUGGAGCGCUCGCCAGAAUUCAUCGCGGCCAGGACAAGCCGGUGGGGCCUGAGGCAGCAGAUCUGGGCAGCAUAUCUGGGCAGCAUAGCACGUGACUUGUCGACGCGCCCACCAAGCACAUGCAAGGGUGGAGACGUCCACCAUGGACGCCAGCUCUUCUGCAGUCCUGACUCUCGGCCCAGCUGAACCCUGGCGGGCUGUACGAUGGCAGUGCCAAGAUGGGAUUAAGUCGACGCCAUGAUUCGAAGUUCUGGCCAAAGGCCCAAGCGGAGCGGCUUUCAGCUACGGGAGCAAAUGCUUAAAUUCGAUUGAUGGGCAGAGGGAGCGGAAGUGUCUUUUUUUUUUUCAUUAUUUGUCGUGUAUCACACACCCUAUCGUGCGGCUCGGUGCCUUGCACAUUCUUCUGAGAGGGGUUUCCUGGGCCCUGAUUCCUCAUAUUGGCACGGCCGUGAGCGUGCCUCUCCCGCUUGACGUCCCUUUCGAGUUGUAAACUCACUCGCAGCCUGCAAUGUCGACGACACCGACGGGCAGGCGGCGCGGCCGCCCUCAGGAGUUCACCCUCCCAGACGGCAAGAAGGUCAUCGUGUCGCUGCCCGAGGACAUGGACGCCCUGCGGCGCAAGUACGGCAACAGCGAAGAGCUGCAGACCGAGGUGGUGAUCCAGGGGUCCGCCGAGCACGCCAACUACCUCCGCCAGUCGCGAGAGCAUCACGAGCGGCGCAAGGAAGCGUUGCGGAGCCGCCACGGCUCUGCCUUUGACGAGUGGGAGGACGUAAACGGCCAGCUCAACUCGGUGACGGCGGAGUUGGAGCGCCUGUCGAACCAGCAGUCGGGCUUGGGCGGCAACUUUGGCAAAUUUGGCUUCGACGCGGCGCUGCGCACCUACGACAGCGAGCGCGACGACGGGGCGGGCUCCUCGGGCGCCUCCAUCUCGGAGCAGGGCGAGGCGCGUCCCGCCGAGACCAUUAAGCUCUUCAAAAAGCCCGUCGUUAAGCAGUGGUUUCAUCGCGGGCUGCUAUGGCGUGCGUCGGAACAGACCGAGGUCAUGGCCAUUGAGCUCUUUUUCGACCUCCUUUACGUCGGCAUCAUCCACACCAACGGCGAGCACAUGACGGAAGAGCCCAAUGGGUAUGAGCUGCUCCGCUUCUCCGUCACGUUCAUCAUGUCGUGGAAGGUGUGGACAGACAUCACCUUGACGUUGAGCUGGUUCGAGUCAGACGACGUCUUUACCAGGCUAGAAAUCCUCUUCAUGAUUGCUUGUCUGCUGGCUUUCACGACCAACAUGAUCAACAGCUUCAGCGAGGACCCCAGUACGAAUACGUACAUGCAGCUCGUCGCCUACUAUCUCGCGGCGCGCCUCUUCGCGGCCCUUCAUUUCGCGCUCACCGCCUUCACCCUCCCCAUGGUCAAGGGGGUCAUGAUCUGCAACGUCUUCAACAUACUCGUCCCCGCCGCCCUCUGGAUCGGCAGCAUCCACGUGGAGAUGCCCGCGCGCCUGGGCCUCAUCUGGACGGCCAUUGUCCUCGACCUGUUCGGCGCGGGUGUCUCCCACUCGUUGUUCCGAUGGGCGCGCUCCGCCGGAGCGGACUCGAAGCUGGGAGCCCGGCUGAACCGCGUCUUCGAGUUCUACCCGGCCAUGAACAUUGAGCACAGAGUGGAACGCAUGAACGCCUUCGUCUCCCUGGUGCUGGGGUACUCGGUGGUCAGCAUCUUGUUCCAGAGCGGCGGCGGCUACAGUGUCAACGCGUUUUUGGGAAAAGCCGUGAUGGGGCUUGUUCAAGCCUUCAUCUUCAACUGGAUCUACUUUGACGUUGACGGGAAGAACCUCAAUUUGCACGCGAUUCGUCGGUCCGCCAACACCGCGAUUCUGUGGCAGGUCGCCCACCUCCCCUUCAUCAUGGGCUAUAUUGUAGCCACCUCGGCCUUGACGACGCUUGUUCUGGCUUCAGAUGUGGCCAAUGCCAACCCCGCUGAGCUCGCGGAGCCCUACUCGGGGCACUCGGAGGGCCACUUUGGCAACGCCGUUCGCUACUUCUACUGCCAGGGCCUCGCCAUCGCGCUCCUGUCCAUGACGGCCAUCUCCCUGAGCCACGACCACCGCGCCCCGGCGACUCUCCGCUGGGCGAAGAGGUACAGGCUGGCAAACCGCGUCGCCGUCUGCAUCAUCCUGUUCCUGCUGCCGCUGGCGCACUCGCUCGACUCGCUCGAGCUCAUCGCCACCACCCUGGGGCUGUCGGCCUGGGCCCUCGUCGUGGAGCUCUUCGGUGACUCAUGCACGGACGACCCGUUCAUCGGCGAAAAAGGGGGCUGCCACGUACGAUACCUGGCGAGAUGCAGCAAGAAGGACAUGGAAAAGGCGGCGCUGGCAGAGCCCGACGCUGCGGGUCGCCGGAGCGCAGACGUCUUUGCGCUCGACAGGCACGACAAGACGGCGGCCUAAGGGGCACCGGGUUCACGGCUUGCACUUGCAGCUAUCCAUGCGAUGGGUACUGGUGAGCAAUCUGGUAUUGUUCGAAAGAAAAAGAAAAAGAAACAGGUAUCUGCGUCCAUUCAUUCAUAAUCGCUCCACGCCCGCGUCCGUCGCCCGACGCUUGACUAGCCGCCCGGCGCAUCACCCAUGACGACAAUCAUGAGGCAGCACCCAUGAUGACAAUCAUCUGGUGCAUCCUCCGACGGUCGACCUCCUUCUUAAGCAUGGUGAUGCAGCUCGCAAUGACAAAAACCUCCAUCUGGUGGGCGGCGCCCUUGAUGUCGGACCAGCCGCGGAGGUCCAUGAUCAGGCGGCCACCGUUUCCGGCGGUGCUCCCGCGCGAGCCCUCAGUGCGCAGCUCCUCGUUGCGCACCAGCUGCGCGACGCGGCGGCGGCGCUCCUCGAUCUUGUUACCGCCAGCGAGCGCCACGACAGUGACGAGGUCCAAGACGAGCAGGCUGUUGACUCCGCCGGCGGCCUUGCGCUCGGCGCGGCUCGCGUAACGCCACUGGAAGGUGCCGAGGUGGGUGCGGACGUCCUGGGCGCGCGUGCUGCAGCCGCGGUUGCGCACCUCGUAGACCUCGUCGCAGGCCACGUCGCCGAGCAGCUCGAUGCGCGGGGGGCGGUUGGGCCCGAAGCGGUACGUGGUGCUGCACAGGAUGCGCUCGUCGCUGGGCUCGUCGCCCGCGCGCACCAGCACGCAGUUGCCCGACCCGCGCGUCGACCGCAGCGACUCGUACGCCAGCGGGCCGACGGCGCCGCCCGUCCCCGGCAGCACGCUGUACACGGGGAUGGGCACCGGCCUGGUCGGGAAGGGCAGCGCGAUGAGCGGCAGGCCCUGCGUCUCGAUCUGGAAGGCGGCGGUAACGGCGCCGAGGCCCGCGGCGCCGGGGACCGUUGUUGGUGUUGCUGCUGCGGCGGCGGACGACGACGGUGUGUCGUCGCCGGCGAUGGAGUCGUACGCGGGGAGGGAAUCAACCGACGUGGUCGCCGAGGGUGCGUAGCCGCGCAGCUCAACGUACUCGCCGUCGGUGGCGUCCUGAUACUCGGGCGGGAGCGAGGAGCGCCGGCGGCGGAGGAGCGACGCCCCCUUGCUCUGGGAAGGGUGGACCUCUACGCUCGUCAUUGCCGCGGCGGUGACCUUGGGGGGUAUGUAGUAUGUGCUUCGGGAUCCCGUCGUAUCGAGGUUGAGUUGCGGUCGAGGGAUGUCGUGUAAGUCAAGCAAGGAGGCUGGCUCAGUUGCUGUCGAGUACCCCGAGGUGCGGGUAGAUAAUACGAUGAC
Molecule: messenger RNA, 3895 nt
Organism: Purpureocillium takamizusanense
Lineage: Eukaryota; Fungi; Ascomycota; Sordariomycetes; Hypocreales; Ophiocordycipitaceae
Exons: 5
Coding region: 652-2583 (643 amino acids)
Source: RefSeq, a predicted model, not a curated record